Molecule: messenger RNA, 4286 nt
Organism: Acanthaster planci (crown-of-thorns starfish)
Lineage: Eukaryota; Metazoa; Echinodermata; Asteroidea; Valvatida; Acanthasteridae
Molecular function (GO): protein binding
Source: RefSeq, a predicted model, not a curated record
UUGAUCGUCUGAAGUCCUGACUCGCUCAAUCAAGUUGUGAACGCUUUUGUGUGCAUAUGACUCGCAGAGCUCCCAACUAUUUUGUCUCCGUGCAACCAGCAACGCGAAAGACGGGACGUGAUGGAGUUGGUACUACAAAUACAAUGCGGCUAACAUCUAAGUUGGUGCGGUCCAGGUCACGCGGACCUCUUUACUCCGUAGAAUACCUGGAUCUUUCAUAUCAUGGAAUAGUGACCAUCGAUGGGCUGAAACAGUGUAGCCGGCUCCAGGCCCUGUCACUGCAAGGUAACAACAUCGCCAUCGUGCAGAACCUGGAAUCAUGUUACAGCCUUUGGCGACUGGAUUUGUCCAAUUGCAAGAUAAGCAAUCUGGAUGGCUUGUCUAAAUUCAUCGCCCUGGGCUGCCUGAAUCUUGCCAACAACGAUCUGAAGUGGGGCGAGCUCAUGAAGAUACGUCACAUGCACAUCCUUGACCUCAGUCUCCAUGGCAAUGAGAUACUGGAGAAGGAUGAAUACUGUCGUAUCCAUGUGAUUGACAGCUUGCCUAAUGUGUGGACGUUAGAUGGCAAGAUUGUUACAUCUGCAGAGCGGAUACAGGUCCAACAGUUUUUCCAAGACUCGGCGCUCUCAAAACGACCAGUUAGACACAAGCUAACACGGGAGCAGUUUGUGCCGACACCACUGAAGAAAAUUGAGGUCAAUGGAAUCUACGGAGAAAGGACGACUCAUUUCAUGAUGCGAUUCCCAACGAAUGGCUCCCUCAACGUGGAGACAGACCACCGCAGGCUCAAGUACCUGUUCUACUGCUUGGAGCAGGACCUUCGACUGGAAAUGAGACACAGGAAAACGGACCAGAGGUUAAAAAUCUACCAGACCCAUUUCAUGGAAAGCCUUCUGGACGUCAGACCCAAGGAGAGGGACCGAUGCAACGUCCUGCUGCUCCUGCUGGUAGCCUCCUUGGAAUUUGUCCUGCCAACGUACCUCGUCCAGGAGACGCUGAGUGCUGCCAAGCUGACCGAUGUUGGGGGCGUGGAGACAAUCGAGCUGUUCCUGAUGCCUAGGGACCACCGGUGCCAGGUUUCUUCCCUACUGCUCAGUGCGGUCAAAGUGGACAGAGACAAUAAAAAGGACGGAGGCCUGUAUGACCGCUUGUAUCUCUGUCUCUAUCACGCUGUCACCGAGCUGUACAAGAAGAUGCAUGCAAAUGCUGGCGUUGGAUCACCUCAAACUUCACCACGGAGCGUUGUGGCAACCAGCGACAUCAAAGAGUUUAAGUCCUUGCUCGCUGCAGAGGUGGUUCAGCUCUUCUGCAUUGUGCCUGUCUUCUUCGACUACGUCACCAAGGAGUCCGGCGUGAUGCGCCUGGUAUCUGUAGCAACCGCAGACACCACAAUCGUGGACAAAGUUGCAGAUCUCAUCGAGAGGAUCAAGCAACAAGGGGGCGAGCUUCGGAGAAUUAUCGAAGAAGUGGCAGAGUUUCUAAUUAAUGCCCUUAACAGAAAUACUAAGGAUGUCCUCAACAAGGGAAUCCCAGUCAAAAGCUUGUCAACCUAUGUCCUCUCUACGCCCAAGGCCCUCCCUAGGAGACCACAGUCUUCCCCAGUCCAUGCCAGCAAGUACCUGGCCAUCGGCCGGCCCAGCCCGGACUGCCCUCCUACCUCCGCCCGCACCCGGCCGGCCACUGCCCAGGGUCUGAGGGUGACGGGCUUACGGCAGCCGCAGCAGCGGCGGCAACCAAAGCUGGGCGACAAGGUGCUGCUGGCGCCUCAGAACCUUGGGUUCAUCAUUGCGCUGCCUGAGUGCGACAUAGCCCUGGUGCAGAUGGACAGCAUACCAGACCUCAUUUUAAAUCUUAAAGCUCAAGCACCCAAUGGGUCAGUGGUGACGAGUACCGGUGAUGUGGACCAGAACUACUGCUACAUUGACAUGGCAGAAGUGACUUGGGAUGCGCAGUAUCAGUACUGGAAACCAGUUGGAACCAUUGGCGACCGGAUUACGAUCCAGAAUAUUGAUGAAUUACCUCCGGCCAACCCACCCGCCAGCCCCAGAACAGGGAAUACGCCCCCUCACAGCCCUAGAGAAGACCCACAACUGCCCCCUUCACCAGCAGGCGAGACUGAAGAUUUGCCUCGCUCUGUGUCGGUCCUCCUACGUGAACGCCUGAGACUCACUCCGCAGAUCAACGUAGUAGACCUCAAUGUCCCCACUCCCAUCCCCUCCCAAGCGAGAGACCAACCCUCCCAGCCCAAAGAAAGAGGCCCAGUGCAGUCCCCCGUCAGCAUGGAGCCUCCAGAGGGCGUGCUGUAUGAGUGUGUGAAGUGUGCCAUGGAGGUGGUUAAGUCGAAUAACGAGGGUGUGAGCCCAGGGACGGACGCCGAGAAAAGGGAGCAGGAAGUGAAGAAGGAAAGGACAAGCAGGAGAGAGGAACAGCCUUCGUCUGCUUGCUCCUUGAGUGGGUUGACGGAGAGAGCCAUUGAUGAUCACAUCCUGGAGGACGUGUCCGAGGCUAACUCGCAGACGGCAUCAACCACAAGGAGAAACAGCUUUGAGUCGCUGGGAGAAAAUUUGGCCCAGCAGGCUGACUUGGGAGAAACUGCCGUGAAACCCAAGAUGGCCACUGGACAGCCAAGAGCAACAUCUGCCAAGUCGGUGGUCAGUGACGUCUCCGUCAGCAGCACGCGAUCCCACACCAUUGAAGUCGACCUGCGACCGGAGAGCGAGAUGCUGUCCGAAUAUCAAGUCACCCGGACCGAGGAGUGGAAGAGGACAUCAGUCACAAGACCACAGUCCUCAAAGAGCAUAGGACCAGCAUCACGUUCUUCUACGCCCACACGAGGGCGCUAUCGUGAGCCCUCAGGGAGUCCAGUGCUGGUCCAGCAGGGCACUGAUUGGCUAGCUGGCGGCCUGAACGUCCACCGCAUUGAGAGGCUGACCAAUAAGAUGAAGGUUCACCACACCCCGGGAUGGAUGGAAGGGAUGACCGGCAGACGUCCCCAGUCAGUGGGGCCAAACCGGUCAAGGACUCCACCAAGACAGAACAACCGAAGAAUGAUAAAGUCUGCCGGCAUGUCCAGGGAAGGGUCUUCAGCAUACACAGAGCCUCUCCUCAUGACCCCGUCCUCCAACCCUGCAUUCUUCUGCCGAGACGUGAGCCGUCUGAUCAAUCCCAUGUACACCCAUCACAACCAGAGACCACUUCUGACCAAGACGUCAAGAUUUACUCGGGAGGGUACAUGAGUGGAAAGAAUCAACAUUUCCCAAGAAGUCUUUACCAUUUUUUCCCCCACGAGUCCUGAAUUUCCCUUUACCUGAAAAAUUGGUGUAUUUCCUGUACUGCUUUUUCCUCCUCUUUUAUUUCAACAAAUUUCUGAUGACUGGGUUUUUUGGAACCUCUUCGUAUUUCAAAGCAGGAAUUUUUUCAAGAAGGGAUGCUGUGUUUGAUGAAGAGGAUUAAAAAUGUACGAGGAUUGAGUUUUUAGUUAAAUGCAAUAACCAAAUAAAGACAAUGCCAAGGCCUUAAUUUUUUUUUCACUCUAAAAACCUGUAUGGAGUAAAAUAGUGUGUGCAUUUAUUCAUUUUGGGUGAAAUUGCUUUUAUCCAUAAUUAAAAGAGUGUGUGUGCAUUUUUACUAUUGUCCUAGGAUUAUCUGAACUCCUAAAGUAAAUUUAAAUAUAAUUUAUUUUAUUUAGUUUGCGUGACAGAGAGUUUGUGUGUAGAGAGUGGAACAAAUCAUAAAUUUGAAUUUUAAAGAGAUUUUCUAUAUUGCAAGUUUUAAAAAGUACGUAGUUGUUUUAAUGUAUAUUGGUUGAAGGAGUUCUUCAAGGUUUGAAGAUUUAGAGCAUCUGUGAUUGAGUAGUGCACUUGAAUCACUGCCCUCACCCUGGUAUUUUAGAUGUUGUUAUUUUAGCUGUUUGCAUUGGUUUGAAAUCUCCAAUUCUGACUUGAAUAUUUUCAUUGUAAAAUGUCUGCUGAGAACAAGCAGGGUGCGGAUGGGCGGGCAGAUUGAUAAAAACUGAAAUGCUGGUGGCAGCAGAUAUAUACCCAUCACCGGUCCUUUUUCACGGUGUUGCACAUGCUCAUGACUAUUGCAGGCAUUCUCAGAACAGGGCAAGCAUGUUCAGAACUGGUAAAAGGGACGAGAGAAAUUUCAACAUCCUGUAAUUACCUAAAGGCAUCCUUUUUCUGGUUAUUUUACCUUUUAUCCAGUGUAGAAGAACCGAAACAGUCAUAUUCCAACAUCCGCAAGAGUUUCAGCUUGCAAGGAAAUAAACUUUUAUUGAAUUGAAA